GGUGCCAUCGGGUUGGGAAUUAUUGGCAUUUAUGUGGCUCUGCUUGGUUUCUCUUGCGCUGGAGAUCUUCUUUACGCUUGUUGCCGAAGCAAAUACAAUAAUAAACUUCUUAUUAAGACCAUAGACAAAGGCAAUCGACCUGGAGCUGGAGUUUCAAAUGAUAAUUUUUUUCCGCGAACUGAAAUUGUAGAACGUCUUAAAAGAAUUCUUCAACCUGAUGAAAAUCAAUCACAUUAUUACUUGUAUCGAAUAAUGUUGAUCAUGGCGUCAGCUUUGAAAGCUUUUAAACAUGAUGCUAAAGUGUAUAAAGCAAAACGUGGCAGACCUGCGGUUAUUGUUUAUGAUAACGUUAGCCAGUUGGUUUCAAAACAUCCAGAUAUCCUUGAUACCCUCCAAGAUGAUGCCAAAAAAAAAAUGCAGAUGAUCAAAUAUACAUCGCGGUCUCGUAAUUCCUGGUCACGAGCAAAAAAGCCACCAAUAGAAAUCGGUGACCUUAACGAGGAAGAAUCAAUAAAAUAUCUGACUGAGAUACAUAAGGUCACCGAAAAAGCGGAAGAAUUAUAUCAAUUGGUCGGUGGUCGCAUUUUAGAGUUGAAAGAUGUUGCAAAUGACUUUUCGUCAGGACAAUCCAUUGAAGAUAUCAGGGAGAAAAUAUUACUUGAAGCCUAUAACAAACUUAAUUCAGCAAAAAUACUUAAAAAUCAAAAACAUUAUGAAGCAGGAAAACGUGUAAUUGACGCUUUGCUGAGAUCCAAAGAGAUUAAUAUUAAAGAAUUUAGAGAAUUAUUUGCAAAUGAAGAGGAAUACUGUGAAACCUUAGAAGCUAACGUGUUUGCAUUUCAUCCUUCAAGAAAUACUGUGGAUUUCCAAUCGCAAUCAAUAGAAUAUUACAUUCGGAAAAAUUAUGAUGUAUUUGCUGAUCUAGUUAGCCUUAGUUCUAAUUACGCAUCAACUUCCAAAUCAUAA
Acaulospora morrowiae is the source of this 966-nucleotide messenger RNA. Lineage: Eukaryota; Fungi; Glomeromycota; Glomeromycetes; Diversisporales; Acaulosporaceae. The record is from the annotation of a GenBank genome assembly.